This is a messenger RNA of Paramecium primaurelia, 851 nucleotides long. The record is from the annotation of a GenBank genome assembly. Lineage: Eukaryota; Ciliophora; Oligohymenophorea; Peniculida; Parameciidae.
AUGAAAAAAAUAAGUUCAAUAGGUAAUUAAUGUUCAUAUUAAGAAUUCAGUUGAUUAUCCUCCUUUUGAAUUUAAUGGGAAAAGAAUACCAAUCACUGCUUUAAUAUGUAAUGAACCUCUAAUGCAAAAGGAGAAAAAACAAAAUUCCAAUAUAAAUAUAUACACAAAUUAAUAUGGGAAAAAUAAAAAUAGAUCAAAAUCUACUCCUCCUUCUUUAAGAGAGUUAUUAACAGAUACAUAUAUUAUAACUUUGACAGAAAGAACAUUGCCUGCAAAAAAAAUUUCGAUUUUACUUCCAUUCAAAAAUGCAGUUGAAAAGAUAAGAUCAAAAAAUAGAGAAAUCAUUAAUCGAAGAAAAUCUUGUUAUGGAUCUUUAUUUGGAUAAAAUUAACAAAAAUAAAUGACAAAUUUUCCAACUACAAUUGAAAUGCAUAAGAAAAUUAAUGGAAAAGAAUUUGCACUCUCAAGCUUUGCUGAAUUAUUAAAAAAAAAUCAAAGAAAAAGUACUAAGCGUCCAAGUCUUGCUCGUAAACUCUCGAAAUAAAUGUCCUUAGUUGGUAAAGUUUAUAAAAGUAAUUUCAAGAAUAUGAUAAUAUGGAAAGACCUCCUUCUUGUAAAACCCCAAGAGAAUCUAAGAUUAUUUUAUUUAAAAAGAAGAAUUCAACAACUUAAAUAAAGGAAAAAUAUAUCUAAGGAUAAAAAUUAAAAUUGUUUCAUUUUAUGAAUGAUUCUAAGUCUAGAAAAAUAAAAUUAAGUACAAUACCAUUCUAAAAUUCAAUUAAAACUAGAGGAGAAACUAUGAAAUUAAAAACCUGCAUGACAGAAUUACUCAGUACAUAAAGAAGUCCAAC